Messenger RNA from Endocarpon pusillum Z07020, 3315 nucleotides. RefSeq lists its product as uncharacterized. The record is from RefSeq and is a predicted model, not a curated record. Lineage: Eukaryota; Fungi; Ascomycota; Eurotiomycetes; Verrucariales; Verrucariaceae. The transcript has 4 exons. Bases 1 to 3315 code for a protein of 1104 amino acids.
AUGCUCGAUUCGGUGACCGCAGAAGCUUAUUCCCGGCAGACUUCAAGCCCGAAUUCGACAUCCUCCUCGUCAACAGUUAGGAGGGCCACCUCUUUAUCCUCACAGCCAGGCUCACGAGUCUCUUAUUUUGGUUACUCGGGCAGGCACAUUGCGGACGAGCCGCCGCGAAAGUCGAAAUACCCUAAUGGCCCGCCCCCAAUUCACAUCGCAGCUGCCGCGGUCACUAUUCCCGCCUCCUCUCCUUCUCAUACGACCAUAGACCGAGAGUAUGUGACCAAAGGCCAUUCAAGAUAUCACGGGCACAAUUCUAGACGCAGCGGCGACACCGAGCCUGGAAGUUCUACUUCAUCAACCAGGAGUGAGGCGGAAAGAGGCCGUAAACAUAGAAGCCCAUCACAGAAGACAAUGCUCUCCCGGGCGCUACAAAAAGCCAAUACCGCCGUUCUACUCGACAAUGCGCAGAAUUUUGAGGGCGCGAUGGGCGCAUAUGCCGACGCCUGCCGUCUGCUCCAGCAGGUCAUGCACGGUAGCACAGGUGAGGAAGAUAAGAAGAAGCUGGAAACCAUUCGACAAACUUACACAAACCGGAUAAAUGAGCUUCAGACUCUCGAUUGGGGCUUUCAGAAGGCUGAUGAAAAGGCCCUCCCGUUGAGGCCGCUAAGUAACGAUACUCUCAGCCCGGAGCCUUUUCCAUCCUACGACAGAGAAGUAGAGGCAACCAUGAUCGAAACAGCAACACAGUCAAAAACCAUUACCAACACAUACGCCGCAGAACCACAGCAGUCACAAUUCCUCAAUGCGUCACAUAUACCUCUACGAAGACACUCCUUGCUACCCUCGCCGCUCGAAAAGGCUGAGACUCCUGAGACUUCAAUCUUUGCUCCGAAGAACUCAUAUUCAAGCAAUUGGACCGGCCAUGUCAGUCAGAAUAAUUCAAUAGGUUCAAGCAUCAUGGAGCCUGAAUGUAUGCCUCCGCCUCUUUCAGUCUCCCCUCGGAAGCCGUUUUCUCCCGACGAUGCUGGCUCGCAACCACCAGCUGCAUCAAGCUCAGAGAUACGAAACACUGGUGAACCCCAAGAAGUCCAACCGUCUCUUCACUCGCGCGAUGCUAGUACAGAGACCACUUCUUGGCUUGACACAAUCGAUGAGUCUGGGGGAUCAUCAGCAUCAUCCCUUCAUUCCAGAAAUUCUUCUUUCGGCGUUGAGCGAAAGCGCGUACAUGUACCAACCGGAAACGCCGCGACAGAACUUAACGCCGCUCUGGACGCUGCCGUGGAAGCGGCAUAUGGCGACAGCUUCGAUACAACAGAAAAAGAUAUGGGCGAGAAUGGGCAAAAAGUGCGCGAGGCAGAGCAAGAAGAUCUGGUGCAGGAGGAGAGGAGAGGGCAAGAUAAACAGGUGACCAGAAAGAGAGACAACAGUAUCGAAGCCGAUUAUCUGGAUGAAGAGGCUGAAGAAGAGGAACGGCUGCUGGAAGAAAUGACAAAGGGAUACAUUAUGGACGACUUCCAAUUCGGGACUCAGGCGAAAUUAGCACUACCUCACCAGUCAGACUCUAUUGCCUUCUCUGGUAGAGCCUGGGUCAGCUCCAACGGUUCUCACACACCUACCACUGCGACAUCUAUCGCUGGCUUGGCAGAAGGCGCGCAAGGUGCCACCCAUCUGAAACUUCUUCCGCCCCAUCCUCCCCCAGUGGGAGCGCUUCCUGUGCCUCCUACUUCCGCCACCCCACCUCCCCUCCCACCAACCCCGUCGCUGCCACCGCCUCGACCCCCCAGCUCAGGAACCUCGCCUAUUCCUGGCGUCAGAGACCGUCGUCUCUCCGGACAAAAUGCCAAACAGCUGAAGAUCGAAACCCACUCUCGAUCCUCCUCCGUAUCAGCAACAAAGAGAAAUCUAGCAGUUAACACGCAGGUUCCUCCUGUUGAAGAAGAGUUAGCGAAUUCCAUUGAGUCAUCACAAUCGCGUUCCACUAAAGAUGAGCCCUCACCACGGCGGCCUGCACCCCAGCUCACCCAAGUGCCUCCACUGACGCCGUUGACCUCUCUCCCGUCAGGCGAUUCAAUGCACAGUGAAUCCCCUGCUACUCCUGCUCUGACGAGAGCGGCCACUCAGGACGGUGAUGAGCCAAUACCAGCAUCACCGGCCCGCUUUCUAGGCCGAUCUGCCGGGGGGGGGGGCUUCCUGCGAAAGAACAUGUCAUCUUCAAGCCUAAAGAUGCGCCAUCUAUCUGUGACGACAGCUGAGGCUUCGGACAUUUCGCCGAUGACUCCUGGUAGUGCAUCAUUUCCGACCAGCGCAGAUGCUCGGAAAGGUACUAUGGCAUUCAACCCAGUCUUACCAACUCCUACUGGGAACACAUUUAUGGUAGAUGGCUUGGUAGCUGGUGGAAUGUAUCUAUUCGAUGAUCAAAUUUGCUCCCCAACCACACCUAACGCAUCUAUCUUGAACGCGCCGUGCCCAUUGGAACCGUGUCCUGAAUCGUUUCUAUUGCGGCCAUUCUGGCUCAUGAGAUGCCUAUAUGAGACCAUUGCUCAUCCACGGGGGGGAUACCUAUCCACGAGGUUGUUUGUGCCUCGCGAUGUAUGGCGGGUCAAAAAUGUGAAGAUCAAAGCUGUUGAGGAUAAAGUGUCUAACUGUGACCUUCUUACCGCUGCUUUGCUCAAGCUUUCUAAGGUCGACACUCUGGACGCCGAUGCUGUUCUUGAGGAGAUGCAAUCUUUCGAAUCAGUUCUAGAACAGGUGCGCAACAUAUUACACAAGAAGCUAGGCAGUGAGGUUGGUCUGCAGAGCUCGGUUACGCUCUUCAAAGGUUCGCCAGCAAGCGAAGAUGCAGGUACACAGGCAGAAGCUCUUUCAUCGAAAAGCGGCAAUGGCGGCAACAAGUCAUACCUCUCGAGCUGGAGGAAGUUGAGGUCGAAAAAUUCUGGGGCAGCGUUAUCUUCAUUCACUGCGUUGCCUUCACGCGAAGGCAGCAAGGAGACUCUUUCGAUGAGUUCGCUUCCAAUGACGUCGACUCCAAGCAGCCGACCUCACAAGCGGAAUCUGAGCCAAAUACAGUUGACCGGUCCUCACGCUAAUUAUAUGGGAGCGCUAGCACGACUGUUUGAUGCUGCUCAGAUUCUCGACCAAAUAGCACGUCAAGUCGAAGAUCCAGGUCUAAAGUAUUCCUCCAAGACGCACGUGGGCCUCGAGUUGAGCACGCGAAAUGCUGCAGAGUUCUUUGGCUUCUACGUUUGCCGCUUUGCACUAAAUGAUGUGGGCCUGAUGCUUGACAAGUUCAUCAAAAGAGGCAGCGAAUGGGUUCUCGCUUAA